This is a messenger RNA of Salvia miltiorrhiza (redroot sage), 1044 nucleotides long. RefSeq lists its product as uncharacterized. The transcript has 3 exons. The record is from RefSeq and is a predicted model, not a curated record. Gene Ontology annotation, molecular function: zinc ion binding. Lineage: Eukaryota; Viridiplantae; Streptophyta; Magnoliopsida; Lamiales; Lamiaceae. Bases 31 to 876 code for a protein of 281 amino acids.
UUCAAUGGAUACAUAAUAGCAGCGAGGGGCAUGCAUCUCAUACAUAUGUGUGAGCAGAUAAGAAGAGAUCUCAUGGUAAGGCAGGUAGAAAAAUUGAAAACGAUGGCUGGGGUUAGUGAUAGGGUGUGUCCAGCCAUAAUGAGGGCUCUUGAAAAAACUAUGGCUAAGAGUGUGACAGCUUAUGUUUUUCCUAACAUGACAAAGAAAUAUGAGGUGAGUUAUGAAGGAAGGGCUUUUGUUGUUGAUGUGAAUGCGAGAAGUUGCACAUGUAGGGCAUGGGAUGUCACUGGAAUACCAUGUCUUCAUGCAUGUGCUGCCAUUAACUUUGAGGGUGAGGAACCAUCUGCAUAUGUGCAUACAUACUACACAGUUGAAAGGUAUCUAGAAGCAUAUAAGUAUGCUAUAGAGCCUUUGGUGAGUGAGGAGAUGUGGCCUACGGCCGAGGGACAUCCUGUGAAGCCCCCCUUGAUUAGGAAGCUGCCUGGUAGACCCAAGAAAGUGAGGAGAAGGGACCCUGAAGAAGAUCCUAAAAAUCCACACAAAUUGAAGAGGUUUGGGCUACGGAUGACCUGUACAAACUGCCAUCAAAAAGGACACAAUAUCAAGACCUGUAAGAAUGAGAAGGCACCGCCUAAGCCCAAGGGCAAGAGAGGAAGGCCAAGAAUUCAUCCAAUCCAACCUCCAAGACCAAAGAAAAGUAAGGGUGAGCAGACAACAACAUCAAGUGAGCAAGUUCAAACAAGGCCGAGGACAGAAUUUAUUCCUCCUAGGAGUACAAGACUUCAGCAACAAAACCAAAGUUCUUCACAAAGCACAGUGACAGGAAGCAAAGAAGGCCCCUCAACCCAAGAAAGCACAAAUCCAGCUGGGAAUUAGAUGAUGCGUGUUUCACUAAUAGUGCACAUGGUUUUUUUGUAAACAAGUCAUGGUUAUUUUGUAAACAAGAAAGCACUCUUACUGUGGUUUUUUUGUAGACAUGCAUCCCCUUUUGAUGUAACAGAUAGGGCUUUUUAGACCCUUUUUAAUGAAGUAAUACAUGUGUUU